AUGGGCGACUGGAGCUUUCUGGGGCGGCUACUAGAGAACGCGCAGGAGCACUCCACAGUCAUUGGCAAGGUCUGGCUGACGGUGCUGUUCAUCUUCCGGAUCCUGGUGUUGGGGGCGGCGGCGGAGGAGGUGUGGGGCGACGAGCAGUCCGACUUCACCUGCAACACUCAGCAGCCGGGCUGCGAGAACGUCUGCUACGACCGCGCCUUCCCCAUCUCGCACAUCCGCUUCUGGGCGCUGCAGAUCAUCUUCGUGUCCACGCCCACCCUCAUCUACCUGGGCCAUGUGCUGCACCUUGUGCGCUUGGAAGAAAAGAAGAAAGAGAGGGAGGAGGAGCUGCUGAGGAGGGACAACCCGCACCCUGCGCGGGCCCGGGCACUAGAGCGAGGCCGGGUGCGCAUGGCCGGGGCGCUGCUGCGCACCUACGUCUUCAACAUCAUCUUCAAGACGCUCUUCGAGGUGGGCUUCAUCGCUGGGCAGUAUUUCCUGUACGGCUUCCAGCUGCAGCCGCUGUACCGCUGCGACCGCUGGCCCUGCCCUAACACUGUGGACUGCUUCAUCUCCAGGCCAACGGAGAAGACCAUUUUCAUCCUGUUCAUGCUCGCGGUGGCCUGCGCGUCGCUCGUGCUCAACUUGCUGGAGAUCUACCACCUGGGCUGGAAGAGGCUCAGGCAGGGGGUGACCACCAACCUCGGCCCUGGCUCCCCUAAAGCCAGGCCGGGCUUCCCUGAACCCCUCCCCCUGGCGGCGACUGCUUCAUCUCCAGGCCAACGGAGAAGACCAUUUUCAUCCUGUUCAUGCUCGCGGUGGCCUGGGAGCGUGCGGGCCGGCAUCGCGGAGGCCGAGGCGCAGGUGGAGGAGCCCGCCCUGCUCCUUGGGGACAUUGAGAGGUCGAGCAAGGCCAGCAGCGGACGGGCCAAACCGGGGGACCUGGCCAUCUAGCCGUGGUCUCUCCAGACGGUUUUGAUACCCUUUUUCUAGAAAACCAAACCAAAGUUCAGUUCAAAUCAUCAGAUCCUGAAAUGGAGAGCGCACUGGAGUCCCAGGAGAGUCCCGGGUGGAGAGAAUCUAUCAAUCAGGGCUCCGUAUUUAAAUGUUUGCUGUUCUUAGCGCUGUGAGUUCCAGCGGGAUGAUACCAACAUUUCUGAGAUUGGGAGGUGCGGGCAAGGGGUAGCGAGUAAAGAUAUUCGCAGCAGUGCAGCAGCCUGGUUGCUGAGGGGCCUCUGGGCUCCCGCGGUCUCUCUGGGUAACUGUUCUGUUGUGAUAAAGCGACAGGUGUCUGCAGCCCUUCAGCCCCCGGACAAUUGGCUUUUCUGUCGCUAAGCUCACCAAGCCCCUGAGCAGCCCAGAAAGUUACAGACGCACUUAGCUCUAUCUCAGCUGGAUACUUUUAACUUAGAGUUGAAUUUCAUUUGGGAUAUUUGCCAAACUGCACUAAAAAAAGAUUCAGAGUGAGUCCACAUAGUGUCAUCUGAGUUUCUGAAAUUGCAUGUGAAGCACAGGAUGACAAGCUACAGGCUUCAUGACAAUUGACAAAGAGCAGUUACCCUCCAGAGGUACAAUGAGUAGGUCAGGGCCACAGAGGCUGCUGGUGGGAGGCAGGUGGGGACGUGGGGACACUUGAGAGCACUUUGCAAUGCUGAGGAAACUGACAUAAAAGUGUGGCAGGUAUGUCUUAGGUACUUAUUUUUUAAAUAUUUUGUGCUUUGAUUUGAGUGGUACAGGUAUGCCUAUCCCCACCACCAUCACCUUCCUUUCAGGAAUAACAGUACUGUUGAAAAGGACAUGGAUUCAGAGGUUGUUGGUUUGUCAUACAUAUUGGUAAAGAUUAUGAACUUUCUUUUAAAAGAAACUCUUCAUAAGUUAGCUAAACCCUAUGAGAAUUCACAAAUAAAAGCAGGGGGAAAUUUAAGUGCACUUCAAAUACUGGAAGUUGUGAAAAUUUUGAGUGAGUCAUUAAAAGUUAACUACUGU
Fukomys damarensis (Damara mole-rat) is the source of this 1974-nucleotide messenger RNA. RefSeq names its product gap junction protein alpha 3 (gene Gja3). Gene Ontology annotation, cellular component: connexin complex. The coding region runs from base 1 to 942 and encodes 313 amino acids. The transcript is spliced from 2 exons. The record is from RefSeq and is a predicted model, not a curated record. Gene Ontology annotation, biological process: cell communication. NCBI's taxonomy places the organism in Eukaryota, Metazoa, Chordata, Mammalia, Rodentia, Bathyergidae.